GCAGGCUUAGCGUAUAGGGGCAGGAUAAAGUCAGCCACCAUUUUGUGGUGCUUAAUACAAAUCUGGAGAAUCACAAAUAUCACUUAGGUAAACGUAGUACAAUACAAGAUAAACGGUGUAGUUGAUUCGGUGCAGUGGCUCUCUUAGCCAUCUAGUUUAGUUGAGCCACAAUGGCCUCCAGCUAUAAUGCUAAAGAUGAAGACGGUCACCAUUCUGGAUCAGGAGGGCCUGCUGGACCAGGGGUAAAUAAAAGCAAAAAACCGGAUAAUACUGCUUUUAAACAGCAACGAUUACCUGCAUGGCAACCUAUCCUUACAGCCGGCACCGUUUUACCAGCCUUCUUCGUUAUUGGCCUCAUCUUCAUACCAAUUGGCAUUGGCCUCUUCGUCACGUCUAAUAAUAUCAAAGAGUUGGAGAUCGAUUACACAGGUGUUGACCCGAGUAGUCCCUGUUAUGACUGUGCUCAGAACUACAGCUGGAACAGCACUGCACCGUGUGUAUGCUCAGUCGAAUUUACUCUUGACCAGCCAUUCGAGGGCAAUGUUUUCAUGUACUAUGGAUUGUCCAACUUCUAUCAGAACCACAGACGUUAUGUGAAGUCACGGGAUGACAGUCAGUUAAAUGGUGAUAAAGUAUCCCUGACGAAUCCCAGUAAGGAGUGUGAGCCAUACCGCACCAAUGACAAGAAACCCAUUGCCCCAUGUGGUGCUAUUGCUAACAGUCUUUUCAACGAUACUCUGGAGCUCUCCCAUGUCAACCCAAAUAAAACCAGAACUCCAAUUACUCUUGUGAAAAAAGGAAUUGCAUGGUGGACCGACAAACACGUGAAGUUCAGAAACCCAAGUGGAAACAGCAACCUCACCAUUGUCUUCCAAAAUACAACCAAACCUGUGAACUGGAGAAAGCCUGUCUAUGAACUGGAUCCCAGUGACCCAGAGAAUAAUGGCUUUAUCAACGAAGACUUCAUAGUGUGGAUGCGAACAGCAGCUCUUCCCACCUUCAGAAAACUCUACAGAAUCAUCCAGAAAAGCAAGGAUAACUUAACUCCUACAUUGCCUCGUGGAACCUAUGUUUUGGACAUCACCUACAACUACCCUGUGCUCAGUUUUGACGGCCGUAAACGCAUGAUUCUGAGCACAAUUUCCUGGAUGGGGGGGAAGAACCCAUUCCUUGGCAUUGCAUACAUCACUGUUGGAUCAAUCUGCUUUGUUCUGGGUGUGGUUCUGCUGUUUAUCCACCACAAAUACGGCAGUCGCAGCACUAGUGCCGACAUUCCCAACUAGAGGCUAACAUGUAGCACUGCAACUAGAUAUGAGACAUUCAAACAAAUGUGACUGUGGCUGCCAUAUCUCCCAGAUUAGAGCCCUAUGCGAAUGCUCAGGUUGCCACAAGGACUUCCUGCUGUUUCAGUGGUUAAGCACUGGUAUUUGUCGACUUUGUGUUAUAGCUUUUUCUCUUUCUACUUGAAGGCUGGAUCCCAGAUAUCCCCUGUCAGCUCUGUCUUCCUUCCUGUGGAUGUCUUUUUUUGAAUUUUGAGAUCUGGCCAUAAAGUAGAAAUAAGCUGAUCCUUUUUUGAUCUGAAGGGCCCAAUUUGAUGAAGCCUUUAAUUUAUAUUAUUAUCAUUUUCACUCACAGACCAAAGAGCAGGACCAGUGUUUGGUGAAUAAGAAACGUCCUGAUCAGUCACUGUUUGUGCAGCCAGUUGCAUGCAUUUUUUUCACACUGGUUUUACUCAGUUACAGUACUUAGUGAGGAUUUCUCAAAAUUAAUGUCAUGUGACAUAUCAGGCUGAUGCUCAUUGGUCAUUGGUGUGUGAAUGUAUUUGUGUUGUGUUGCUUAAAUGAGAAUGGCUUGAUACUGAAAGAUGUUAAUAUUGUAUAUCUGUUGAGUCUGUUCCUCUUACAAAGGGGCUGUUGUUUUCAGCUGUUUGCUUGUAUGUUUCACCAUCUCAGACUAGGAUAUUUAAAAAUAUUUGAAAGUUGUAAUCAUUGCUAAAAUUGACCACAAUGAUUAAUCCCAUGCAGUAUAGUCCUGGAUGCCAAGCCUUGACUGGACAGAAAUUUACACUGAUGAGACAUUACUGUUCACACUGGCUUGGCAGCUGUCCACAUGGCAGAUGAUGUUGAAGCAAAAUGGUUCUGCUUACAAAACUGAAGACUAACAUGAAUCAUGGGUGUUUUCCCCCAGCAGCUUGAUAUGUUUCAUAAACAUUGUUGAGUGUAGUUCCUCUCCACAUGUAUUAUGGAUUUGCAUAUCAUGCUGAUGUUGCUCAUAGAAUAAGCCAUGUGCAGAUAUAUUCAAUGUUUCAUCUCUAAAAUGCAUUCAUUCUGGCUCAUGGAUAGCAAAGGGUUUGAUGACUCCCUAUUUUCAAAUUUUUAAAUAUUUAGUGUAGUUUUAAACUUGGGACCAAAGCAUCUUGUGGGUUUCUGACAGAAACAUGACUGUUUCCACACAUGCAGUAUUUACUCUUUAUUUGUUCACACCAUGGCCAAGCAGACAUCAGAAUAAAGCAUUAAAAUAUUAUGUAACAAACUCCACAUGUUCAACUGAUGGGGUUUUUAGAGAAAAAAACCCCCAAACUUUCUGUCCCUUCUGGGAGUUCUCCACUGAAGGUAGAAAGAGGACUGAUGAAAUGCUUUUGGGAGAAUUAGGGCUGAGUUACUGAAUACUCCAAAUCCAAAUUUGAUUCUCCUGUGUGACACAUGGCACCUGCAGUACCUCUAAAAGCUAGUCAGACAAGAACUUGACAAAUAAAUUCAUGUUUGUUUGUCUUUGCUAAGUAAUCAUGAAGGGUGCAUUGGACCAAAGUAAUGGUUUGUUAAACUUUUUUUAAAAAUCAUUAUUAUUCCCAGUUUUAAAUUUUCAAGUUUCAAAUAUUCAAAAGCAGAAUUUAUAUCAGAAAUGUUUGUUUUGGGGGUUUUUUUGAGGAGGAAGGGGGCAUAUUAGUCAAACUUUUCCAGUAUUAUUUCCAGCAUUACUGGAAACAUUUACUGUGAAUAUAACACUUCAGAUUAAGUCUGUAUUAUAUUACAUUUAUUCCCAAUAGCUGAUAAAAUCCCUCAACAUUUUUAAAUUAAAUACCAGUGAAUGAAAUUUAAUAUCAGUACUGUUCUUAAUUUUGGAACUGUGAUUUUUUUUUUUCUUUUGGUGAAAUUUUCUGUUUCACUAUCUUUCCCUCAUUUAAUAUCAGCUGAAGCCAAACGCUUUCAUAUUACGAAAUGGUUUACGAUGUGACAGUAAUAAAAGUGAACACAAUAAACAGAGAACACUUCUCUAAAAUUUAACCAAUGCUUAAUUAUUAAUGCACAACAGUAAACAAGAAUUAACUGUUAAUGGAGAUAUUUGUAAGUAAAGUGAUUAAAUGAAUGUAAUCUCUUUGCCCUAUUUGUAUUUAUGUCAGAGUAUUGACUUACUGCAUAUGUAGUCUCUCUCUCUCUCUCUCUCACUGUGGAAGUGAAGUUUUGCUGCCUCAUGAAUAAAAAUAGUUU
This is a messenger RNA of Chanos chanos (milkfish), 3488 nucleotides long. RefSeq names its product cell cycle control protein 50A. Lineage: Eukaryota; Metazoa; Chordata; Actinopteri; Gonorynchiformes; Chanidae. Gene Ontology annotation, biological process: phospholipid translocation. Gene Ontology annotation, cellular component: plasma membrane; Golgi apparatus; endoplasmic reticulum. The transcript is spliced from 7 exons. The coding region runs from base 171 to 1283 and encodes 370 amino acids. The record is from RefSeq and is a predicted model, not a curated record.